UUUUAGCGGAAAAAUUGAUGUAAUUCUUAUAAGUUUCACGAAACAGCACGGCUGCGUUCAAGGAACGCGCUAUCAGCACCAUUCUUGUUUUAUGUAUAAAUUUUCCAAAAACCAUUAAACCUAUUUUAUGUCUAAAUAUUAAAUUUAUACAAUAGCGCUGAAAGUGCGCUCCUCGAACGCUGUUUACGUGCACGUUUUGUACAUCAAAAUUAAAAUGAGCACGGCAAAGUAACGCUUAGAGACGUUUGAUCUAAGUUCCCUUUAUUUUUUUCAAUUUUUUUUAGAAUUUUCUUUUUCAAUCAUGACUUUGAAGUUGUUUUACGAUCUACUCUCACAACCCUCGAGAGCAUUAUAUAUAUUUCUCAAAAAGUGUAACAUACCGUUCGAAAAGAAGAUUGUAAAUCUGAAGAAUCUCGAGCAAUAUACUCCAGAAUUCGAACGGAUCAAUCCAUACAAGAAAGUUCCUGCCAUAGAGCACGAUAGCUUCAAUCUCUCUGAAAGCGUAGGGAUUGUGCGAUACAUCAGUCGAGAAUUUAAAGUAGACGAUCACUGGUAUCCGUCC
Molecule: messenger RNA, 562 nt
Organism: Wasmannia auropunctata (little fire ant)
Lineage: Eukaryota; Metazoa; Arthropoda; Insecta; Hymenoptera; Formicidae
Product: glutathione S-transferase theta-1-like
Exons: 2
Biological process (GO): glutathione metabolic process
Cellular component (GO): cytoplasm
Molecular function (GO): glutathione transferase activity
Source: RefSeq, a predicted model, not a curated record